Rangifer tarandus platyrhynchus (Svalbard reindeer) is the source of this 855-nucleotide messenger RNA. NCBI's taxonomy places the organism in Eukaryota, Metazoa, Chordata, Mammalia, Artiodactyla, Cervidae. The record is from the annotation of a GenBank genome assembly.
AUGGGGCAGCCCUGGGCGGUAGGGACCGCGGAGGCGGCUCCCGCGCGGCUGCCCCUCUUGCUCACCGCGCUUUGGGCCGCGGCGGUGGGCCUGGAGCUAGCUUACGUGUUAGUGCUGGGCCCCGGGCCACCUCCGCUGGGACCCUUGGCCCGGACGCUGCAGGUUGCGCUGGCAGCCUUCCAGCUGCUCAACCUACUGGGCAACGUGGGGCUCUUCCUGCGCUCGGACCCCAGCAUCCGGGGUGUGAUGCUGGCCGGCCGUGGUCUGGGCCAGGGCUGGGCUUACUGCUACCAGUGCCAAAGCCAGGUGCCACCGCGCAGCGGGCACUGUUCUGCCUGCCGCAUCUGCAUCCUCCGCCGGGACCACCACUGCCGCCUGCUGGGCCGCUGCGUGGGCUUCCGCAACUACCGGCCCUUCCUGUGUCUCCUGCUCCACGGCGCGGGUGUCCUGCUGCAUGCCUCUGUGCUGCUGGGCCCGGCCCUGUCGGCCCUGCUACGAGCCCACACACCCCUCCAUACCGCCGCCCUGCUCCUGCUGCCCUGGCUCAUGUUGCUCACAGGCAGAGUGUCCUUGGCACAGUUCGCCCUGGCCUUCGUGACUGACACGUGCGUGGCGGGUGCGCUGUUGUGCGGGGCCGGACUGCUCUUCCACGGGAUGCUGCUGCUCAGGGGCCAGACCACGUGGGAGUGGGCUCGGGGCCAGCACGUGUACGACCUGGGCCCCUGCCACAACCUGCAGGCAGCUCUGGGGCCCCGCUGGGUCCUCGUCUGGCUCUGGCCCUUCCUGGCCUCCCCGUUGCCGGGGGACGGGAUAACCUUCCAGACUGCAGCCGACGUGGGACUCAUGGCUUCCUGA